AUGUCUGCUGUGAAAUGCGAUCGCCAGGAUCCUUGCAUGAACUGCACCGAUGCAGGUGCAGAAUGCCUUCGCAAUCGCCAGGCACGAGUUCAUAGGCCGCGGGUCUCUCGACUGGAAACAUUGACCCAAAGAUUGGCAAAGCUAGAAGAGGCAACCAAUAAAGAGGCUACCAACUUUCCGACAACGCAUCACGCCGCUAGCAGUACAUCUUCGUCGCCUUCGGCCAAACUGACAAGUAUUACUGGAGUGCUCAAUGACAAGCAGAAGCGGUAUCGAGCAUAUGACCCCAAUGAUAUGAGUCCUCUGCAACCGCCAUUAAGUAAACACCGCAAGUCUCAGACUGUGGUGCAACAAAAUGUUCACCAAGCACAUUCUCCUGGCUCAACGCAUCAUGCUAGUGAGGCUAGAGAAUAUAUUGAGCAUGAACUCCAAUGCAAUCCUGCUCUGUCAAAAGAUAGACGCACUGCGCUUGAAUCAGCGCGCAAGUUCGUCAGUCAGCUAUCUAAUCCGACUUUAAAUUGGGAGGAGACCGCGGCUAUUCAUGAUAUGGAGAUUCAAGAAAACCUAGAACCCCCCUACUCUCACACCGGAAUUGCUCUAUAUGAUGGAACAAUCAACUGGCCUGAUCACAUUUCCGACAAGGUCCUAGAACAAAUGGGGCUUGGAAUUAUCGAGGGCGCAGAAUGUGAGCAAGUGCUCCAGCAUUACCGACUUAAUGUCUGGGUAAAAGCCAUGAGUUUUAUAUCAAAAAUGGGCCCUCUCGUUCCGAGCGAGCCUUUGAGGAAUCAUUUUCGGUCACUCAAAAAGAGAUAUGAAGCCGCUGCUAUAGAAAUUUUGAAUCAAAUUCCGCUGGCAGCUGAACCUAGUCUUCUUUUGCUUCAAUCAGUUUUGUCUGCAACCCGUUUGAUGCAAUAUUUAGGAAAUAUGACACGCUGCUGGAUGCUGACAGCACUAGCCUCGAGAAUGAUCGUCUCCUUGAACUAUCACAACAUCACAGAUGUCAGUCCUCGAACCCAGACAGAGGAAAAUAUCCAUGCCUGUGUUUUCUUGUGCUAUUACUUUGACAACACCCUCAGCCUGCUGCUCCUCCGACCACCGUCACUGCCGGAUCUGAAAGUUAAACCAACCCAGUUAAUCCACAUCGACCCUGAUCUGCCAACAUCUACCAUGAUAAUAGGCGUAGUCGAGUAUUCAGAGUUGAAGAAUACUCUGCUGACCAUCUUGCUUGAUACCAAACCGAUAGGAGACACAGAGAAGGCCAAUAUACUAUCUGAUCUUGUGGCGCGGGCACACAUAAUCCACUCCAAUAUGCAGAUGUUUCGUCGUCGCCAAGAACAACAAUUUACACAAUCAUGGAGCCAUCUGCGGCGCGAAUGGCUAUCAAUGGACUUCAACUACUAUUCUGUUCUCACGACAAUCAUCCAAGCCCGCUCCUCGGUGCUCAAGUCCCGCUUGGUCUGUGAGAACUGUCUAUACACAGCCCGGGAAGCUCUCACCACUCUCCGAGCUUUACAGGAAGCAUUCUCAAACCGCAUCAAUUCUAUCGACUCAUAUCCAUACUUUCUUACCUGGACCAUGCUGCUAUUCCCUCUAGCACCGUUCUUUGUCCUGUUUUGCAAUGUCAUCGCAACAUCAAACGAGAGAGACUUCAAUAUGAUCAAGAACAUCACCGACGACCUACAUCAAUUCGCAGAGGCCAAUGCCUCGAUCGGCAAACUGUACAAGCUAUUCUCCAAAUUCCUAGACCUGUGUGCCCCUUUGGUUAAAGGGAAUACCGAACCUUCAUGUUCAGAACAGCCAGCAGCUGCACCCUCUGAUGCGAACACGGCUGGAAAUACUGAGGCCCAGAUGGCAUCCUACACAGAUAUAUUUGGCCGCGCUACCGGUACCGAUCAGUCUUUGGUCAGGCUUGGGGGUACAGAUUCCACUGGAGAAGGCCCUACUGCACCACCGUCUGUGGAGGGAUGGAAUGACAGUCUUGUGUGGGAACUGUUCGACAAUCAACCCUCGUUGGGAUGGGCGGAGUCAGAACUGUGGAAUGCCAUGGCGCAGUUUGAUGCGUGA
Molecule: messenger RNA, 2064 nt
Organism: Penicillium mononematosum
Lineage: Eukaryota; Fungi; Ascomycota; Eurotiomycetes; Eurotiales; Aspergillaceae
Product: fungal specific transcription factor domain-containing protein
Exons: 7
Coding region: 1-2064 (687 amino acids)
Biological process (GO): DNA-templated transcription; regulation of DNA-templated transcription
Molecular function (GO): DNA-binding transcription factor activity, RNA polymerase II-specific; zinc ion binding; DNA binding
Source: RefSeq, a predicted model, not a curated record